Molecule: messenger RNA, 935 nt
Organism: Papaver somniferum (opium poppy)
Lineage: Eukaryota; Viridiplantae; Streptophyta; Magnoliopsida; Ranunculales; Papaveraceae
Exons: 2
Coding region: 422-871 (149 amino acids)
Source: RefSeq, a predicted model, not a curated record
UGCAAACUUUUUUCUACGUUCAAGGGUUUUCUUCAGGGCCGAUCUUUUCUCUCAUCAAUGUAUUCGCUUUCUAGGUUAGUGGGUUUUGUGUAUAUGGCUAUUAUUCAGUCUAAAUCUCUGUUUUUCUUCACUUUGCUUUUGGUUUUGAGUCUUCUUUUACUAUUGCUGCUAUUGUUCUUAAUCUUUCUGCUGAUGUUCUUCAUAUUCCCAGCAAGAAAUCUUCAUCUGAUACCCAAUACCCUUCGAAAAAUAAACUUGUUUUUAAGGUUUCAAGUCCCAAGUCUUCUUUGGAUCGAAGGGACAAUGAAUCCAGCAAAAGGAAGUCUUCGCACGGCAAAGGAAUGUUGAAGGCGAAGUUAUUCGUAAGAAACGGAGGAUCAAAAGAUCUCGUCAUACUGUUAAAUUCGAUACGUCUGUUCAUAUGCCUGAAGUUUCUUUUACAUUUGGUGACGAUGUUCCACUGCCUCAAUCCCCAGUUGCGCCUACUGUUUCAUCUAGUGGAGCUCUCUCACUGGGUCUUCCAGAAAUCGGUAUUUCCAGUGCUGAGAUUAUCACUCCUUCUUCCUCAGUAGAACUACAGAACAGUUCAUCUUUAAAGGAUGUUGUCGCCCCUUCUUCAAAGGAUGUUUCCGCCUCCUCUUCAUCCUUUGUUAUGAUCACAUCGCCCAUUUAUGUGGUUAACGAGACUCCUCCUACCAGUAAGAGUGUUUUAGAGAAUGCUAGCUCUGGUGUUGAGUCGAUAUUGAAGAUUUGCAAUACCUUCCUUUCUUCUAAGAGCAAGUCGUAUGGUGGAAGAGUUCCAUCUUCCAUCUUCCACGCCACCUCAGCAUUUGGAAUUGUGGAUGGAAGUGCAAGUGUAGCGAUGGAAUAGUAGAAACGCGAUUCUUAAUAGCGCUGAGCGCUAUUAAGAUUAUCGCUUUUUUUCUCAGCCGUUA